Messenger RNA from Morchella sextelata, 375 nucleotides. RefSeq lists its product as uncharacterized. The transcript is spliced from 3 exons. The coding region runs from base 1 to 375 and encodes 124 amino acids. Lineage: Eukaryota; Fungi; Ascomycota; Pezizomycetes; Pezizales; Morchellaceae. The record is from RefSeq and is a predicted model, not a curated record.
AUGUCGACAAAAAUGAUGGCAGCACAAGAUAUUUUCAUUAGAGAGUUUGCGAUGCAGACCCAGGGCGCUGUGCAGCCACAGUCAAACCCUGACCAGCUAAUAGGAAGGGUGGGGUUGAGCAUACGUUGCAAUGGGGUUAUUUCUCACAACCUUUUACUGAAUGCUCAAAUUCCGGGUCUGUACCAGUUCCAACUUGAUGACUGCUUCAGUACACCACCGAGUGUUUUCCAAGCCGCACCUCUGCAAGCCGCGCCUCCAGCAGCCACGCCUGUUCAAUCCGCACCUGUUGAGGCCGCUGCCGUUCAACUGGUUCAAAAAUUGAUUUCGCCCGAGGCAGGAAGGGCUGGAGGCAAAGCAGCGAAUUGGGAACCUUGA